This is a messenger RNA of Phytophthora sojae, 570 nucleotides long. RefSeq lists its product as hypothetical. Bases 1 to 570 code for a protein of 189 amino acids. NCBI's taxonomy places the organism in Eukaryota, Oomycota, Peronosporomycetes, Peronosporales, Peronosporaceae. The transcript has a single exon. The record is from RefSeq and is a predicted model, not a curated record.
AUGAAGCGCCCACCCUCGCCUCCACGUCAACACAACCCCGUCAACGAGACCAAGCAUCGCAGGACAGCAGACGCAGACGACGCAAUGUAUAGCCCAGCGCUCAAGCGACUGAAGUUUGCGCGCUUCCCGAUGCAAAUCGCGUCGCUCCCCCACGGUCUCAAGAGUAUCGACACGCUGUUGAUGACCCCAGCAGAGGCCAUAGUGGAGGCUGCGAACACGAGUCAGUUGAAAUGGCUGCGCUCUCGACUAGAUCAGCACGACUCCAAGGUUCGGAAUGAAGCCAUGAUCGCUGCGGCCAGUGAUGGCUACAUCACUGCAGUGAGAGUGCUGACGCUGGAAGUCAUCGGUGCAACAACCGAAAAGCUGGAUCCUGCGUGUCGUCAAGUUCCGACGGAUGCAGCAGCUGCUGCCGCUAGGAAUGGCCAUUUGAUUGUGGUGGAGUUGCUGCUGCUCGAAAUUGUUGCUGACAAGAGUGCCGAAUUCCUUGAGGAAGACGAGUCUGGCUCGGGCAGCGUUCCUACCCAUGAUGCGGCCUGGAAUCGAAAAAGCAUCCGGUGGUGGGCAUCUUGA